CAAGAGGGGUGGAGGAGAUGAAUGAUGAAGCAAGAGCAGAGGAAAUCAGCAGACAUGCUAUAGCAGAUGAUGAAGAGGUUCCAAAAGGUGCUCUUUCGGUUCGCAAAACAGAUCAAGCAGGCAGAGGCGUAUUUGCCGCUAAACCGUUACAAGCUGGAAUGCUACUUAACGUGAGUCACGUCCUCCUUUUUCCCGCUGAUGAAUACCAAGAGCAUGGCCGACAUACACAACUGGACAAUUACACCUACAUUUGGAGCAAAGGAAAAGAUGGCUCAACCAUGGCUUUGGCAUUAGGAUUAGGAUCUCUCUUUAAUCAUUCUUAUGAAUCUCCAAACGUAUCUUAUACAUUCGAUCGCGCAAAAGAAACUAUACGCUACACCUUGAUGAAGAAUGUAGAUGCCGAGACUGAACUUUGCAUCUCAUACGGAAGCGGAAAGAUGUGGUGGGAAGCAAAAGAUGAAAGUCAAACAACUAGAGAAGAUUCUGCCGAGCGAGAUUGGAUGGAAGGAUUUGCAACUAUUUCAUCAUGA
Messenger RNA from Meira miltonrushii, 530 nucleotides. Its product is annotated as protein methyltransferase. The coding region runs from base 18 to 530 and encodes 170 amino acids. The record is from RefSeq and is a predicted model, not a curated record. Lineage: Eukaryota; Fungi; Basidiomycota; Exobasidiomycetes; Exobasidiales; Brachybasidiaceae. Gene Ontology annotation, molecular function: protein binding. The transcript has a single exon.